AUGGCUUUGCAGAUUAAACCAAAACGAAAAGCCAUAAGCCCCGUGGUUGAAAAUAUAACCAAAAAUACUACCAUACAUGGUCUUUAUAUUGUUGGUUUACCAAAUAUACAUUUAAUUGAACGCAUAAUUUGGUUGAUAAUUAUUGGAAUUGCAUUAGGAGGAGCAAUAGCAGUGGCCCUCUCCAAUUGGAGAAGGUACGCAGCCAAUCCAACAGUGGUGUCCCUGCAAAAGGACUUCAGGAACUGGCUUAAUCCGUUUCCAGCUGCCACUGGAUGCUUCAUAGAUAAAACUGAUGAACGAAAGGCGCAAAAGUUUAUUAAAGAGAAGUGGGGGCUAGUUCCUACCGACUUAAAUUACGACAAUUAUAUGGACUUUGUAAAAACUGUUGCUAAUAUUUCAUAUCACAAUCUUCAUGAAUUUGAAAGGUUUAAAAAUAAUCCCGUACUAAAUAGUGCGAACAUGUUGGAAGUUGCAGGAAAUGUCCAUCCUCUAUUAUCUGGAACUUUAGUGACUUUCGACACAAAACGAAAAACCAAUUGGCAGUUAGUAAUAACAGAAUUAGGAAUAUGUUUUUCAGUCAACUCUAAAUUCGAAAAUCUUUUAUCUUUUAAAAUUCCUGGAGAUAUAACUAAACAAUCUAAUACUGAUCAAACAAUAUUAAGAUGUCAUUAUUUAAAUGGCUUGUGUUAUGCUAGGUAUGAUUCUGAUCCUCAAAAACCUCUAAAAUACUACGUUCACUCUUACUUGGAUGUUGUUCACGCAACAUCAGAAUCCCCGUUGCAUAUUAGAGAAAGCGAGGAACUGGAGAUCAAUUAUCGAAUGCAGGAAACACUAGCGUCACCCGGUUUGCGAAAACUAACUCCAUCCCAACGAAGGUGCAGAUUUGACGAUGAACCCAUACAUAGAGACUUUCCUGUUUAUAGUACCAGUAUUUGCUACAUUGGUUGCAGAUAUAACCUGGCAAUGCAGCUGUGCGGAUGUAAACCUUUCUUUUACAACUUCUUGGAUGGAAAAGAAUGUGACAUAGAAGGUCUCGUAUGUUUAUCCAAAUAUGCAGACAAUAUUACUAAACCGCCUUCUGAAAUAGGUUGUAACUGUCCUCAACCCUGCGAUAUUAUAACUUAUUUACCACAAAAACCGAAAUAUACAAAAUGGGAACAUGGAUAUUUUGACCAAAGAAUAACGUUUCGUUGGGGUUUAUUGCCACCAACUACCAAGUAUCAUCGUGAUGUAAUCUUUGGUUUGGAAAAUCUUGUUGUAUCACUAGGAGGGACCGUAGCAUUAUUUUUGGGAAUAAGCACUAUGAGUGUAAUAGAAAUAAUAUUUCUUAUCUUAGAAAGUUUUUGCACUUGGUACAAAAAUAAAAGAGGCUCUAAUAAAAUGCAAAAACCGAAAAAUCAAAUUACUUUAAGACAAUUUCCUGGUAAAAAUAUUCACUUAAAAAAAUAUUAUUCUACCUCUAAUUACCACGGAUUAACACACUAUCAAAAAUCAUAUUAUAAUCAGUGAUAUCUAUGUUAAUGUCACUAAUGGAUUUGAGUAUUAUGCAUUAUGAAUAUUAUUAUAUUAGAUAAAAACCAAUAUAUUGUAACAAAUACACAAUAUGA
Messenger RNA from Aethina tumida (small hive beetle), 1607 nucleotides. Its product is annotated as sodium channel protein Nach-like. Gene Ontology annotation, molecular function: ligand-gated sodium channel activity. Lineage: Eukaryota; Metazoa; Arthropoda; Insecta; Coleoptera; Nitidulidae. The record is from RefSeq and is a predicted model, not a curated record. Gene Ontology annotation, cellular component: membrane. The coding region runs from base 1 to 1509 and encodes 502 amino acids. Gene Ontology annotation, biological process: sodium ion transmembrane transport. The transcript is spliced from 8 exons.